This is a messenger RNA of Hemicordylus capensis (graceful crag lizard), 789 nucleotides long. It is a transcript of the gene SOD1, whose product is annotated as superoxide dismutase 1. NCBI's taxonomy places the organism in Eukaryota, Metazoa, Chordata, Lepidosauria, Squamata, Cordylidae. Gene Ontology annotation, cellular component: nucleus; cytosol; peroxisome. Gene Ontology annotation, molecular function: superoxide dismutase activity; copper ion binding. The record is from RefSeq and is a predicted model, not a curated record. The coding region runs from base 215 to 682 and encodes 155 amino acids. The transcript is spliced from 5 exons. Gene Ontology annotation, biological process: removal of superoxide radicals.
UGGUUGGUGUUGGAGGAGAGCGGCUGCAACCUUGAGCCCUUUGGUUGGCCGCACUAUGUCGAGAAGGCGGGUGUAGAAGCUCUGCAGAGCGUUGUGAGUGGGAGAAGGACGACGACCCGAGGCGAUAAGGCGUUGAACAGGCGCUGAAGCUGGUCAUACGGCGUUCAGCGGCGAGUCUUAUGUUCUAGGAGCUGCUGGUGGGAAGGGGAGCAACAUGGCGGCGCAGAAAGCUGUAUGUGUCUUGAGUGGCGAGUCCUCCGUCAAGGGCGUCAUUUUCUUCGAGCAAAAGGGUAAUGGGCCAGUAACUGUUUCAGGACAAAUUGAAGGAUUGACUCCAGGGAAACAUGGCUUCCACAUCCAUGAAUUUGGAGAUAACACAAAUGGAUGCACCAGUGCAGGCCCUCAUUUCAAUCCUGAGGGGAAGAACCAUGCUGGGCCAGAGGAUAAAGAGAGGCAUGUUGGGGAUCUUGGAAAUGUGACUGCAAACCCCAACGGUAAGGCAGAUGUGUCGAUACAAGACCAUGUUAUUUCUCUCACGGGACCACAUUCCAUUAUUGGACGUACCGCAGUGGUUCAUGAGAAAGAAGAUGACCUGGGUAGAGGAAACAAUGAAGAAAGCUUGAAAACUGGAAAUGCUGGUGCUCGUCUAGCUUGUGGUGUGAUUGGAUUAGCUAAGGCUUAGAUUUGUCAAGACUAACAUUGUAUACUAAAAGCCGUUCAUAUGGAGUGUAAAUGUAUCUGUGGCAUUAAAGUGUUCUGGCUUUGCUUAGAGUAAAAGCUGCAAUUUCA